Messenger RNA from Pungitius pungitius (ninespine stickleback), 4822 nucleotides. Its product is annotated as AP-4 complex accessory subunit RUSC2. Lineage: Eukaryota; Metazoa; Chordata; Actinopteri; Perciformes; Gasterosteidae. Gene Ontology annotation, cellular component: cytoplasmic vesicle. The transcript is spliced from 11 exons. The record is from RefSeq and is a predicted model, not a curated record. Bases 208 to 4005 code for a protein of 1265 amino acids.
GGAAUGUCUCCUGCUGAGCGGUGCUGGUCCGCUGUCUCCGUUUGGACUUCAAUGUGGGACCGCUUUCAUGUUACGCUCUCAAGUAGUUCUACGUCCCCCCCGCACAUGGAAGAAGAGGAAGAACAUCGCUUUGGAUUGAUAACUGUCAUCAAGAUUUAAUAUUAGGAGCAUGGAGACAGUGUCCGUGGUUCCGCCCGUCCCAGCAGCAUGAUUGCAGCACCGAGUCUCUCGGGGGACACCCUGAUAGCAUGCCGCUACCCUGUGGUGCGACUCCCCACCUGGCAACUUAAAGCCUUGUGCCGUUCGGCCAAGCGACCCGGCCGGCUGUGCUCGGCGGGCCUGACCCGCGCCGUGUCCCUCCCGGAGCGAGACCCGCACAGCCCGGAGCAUUCCAUCGCCGGUGGCCGAAGACCCUUCUCCAGCAGCUACGGUAGUCUCAACGAGGACCGAGCGGAGGACGAGGGGGGCAGUGACAGCAGCGGGAAGUACGACUCCACCUCAUCACCGGAAGAGACCGAGAGUUGCCAUCUGAAGACGGAAAGCUGCGGCGCUAGAGACAGUCUGCGGUCACACAACUCGUUCCUCGCCAGUGCGGAGGUAGACGAGGACCAGGAAGACGAAGACAGUGACGGAGAUAAUCUACACAGAUAUCGAGAGGACUCAUCUUUCGUCUUGCAUGGGAAUUCCAACUGGCCACUAAAGAAUGGUGCCAGAAAUCCUGCAAUGUCCAACAGAGACAUGGACGGUGAGUGGGACAAUGAAGACACCAUCUUGGGUUCGGAGAGUGACCAAGAUUGGCUCUCUAGUCAGCCGGACUUGCUGGACUCGCUGCGGACCGAAUGCCGGUGCUUCCACGUGAGCACAUCGGCCAUCACGGGGAUGGCUUACGGAGAGCAGGCCUCGGAGAGCGUGAAGGACAACAAGUCCUGCUGCAUCCACAGGAGGCACAAAUGUUCCCCGGAGCUGUUCUCCAACAGUCUCAGCGAGUAUGUCAGCGACUCGUCCUGCAACAGCUCCGAUGGCGUCUUGGUUAAUUUCUGCACUAUUUAUAGCAGGAGCAACAACCCCGCCACGCCUAAUGACCUCAGCGGCCCGGCAGCUCAACCCUAUCAGUCAUCCGAGGGAUCCGUGUUCCUCAACCUUCAACCCGUUCCUCAGACUCCAGCUGAGAACGUCCCACACGAUGACAAGGCACUUAACGCUCCCUCUAAUGAGGAGGUUGACAUGACGCCUCCUUCCUCCAGCUGGUCUCCGCAGGGACUCGACUCUAACUGCAAUCUUUAUUCUCUGGAGCCGCCGCCCCCGGGUCUCUCCUCGCUGGAGGUGUCAGACCUUGCCGCUUGUCUCCAAAGCCAGGCCACACUGGCCAUGGAGACCAACCAGAAGUACUACAAGCUUGUGACUUGUGACCUGUCCUCCCAGUCGCCCAGUCCAGCCUGGUCCAGCCUCACCAGCUGCACCGGGGGUCAGAUCAGAAGUAGCUCCUUCCCUCCCCCUGAGCAGCUCUUUGCUGAUCAUAAGAAAGAAGGACAAGACAAAAGAUUACAAAAGGAGGAGAAUCAUCCAAAGGAAAGGAGGUUCCCCCCCACGCAAUUUAGCGCCGGGUUUGACUGGUUGCAGUGUCAGACCUACGAUUAUCAAGCUGCCCCCACUGAGAAAACCCCCGGCAAGAAGGAACAUGCAGACAGCCUCCAAGAGCUCUCCCACACGCCCUGUUCGCUGUGUCCCAGCAGGUGUGGCCCACACAGCUGUAAGGGUCAAGGCACCAGCGCAGCGUCCACACAGCCGUCUGUGAAUCAGCACCAGGAGCCCUGUGACACCGAUGCCUCUGUGAAGGGAGCGUGUUGGCUGGAAAAUGCAGUGGUGCGCUACAGUAAGGCCCAGAGACCAACCUCGCUGCCCAUCCAGCCCUUUGUGUUGCCCCCCGCGGGCAGACCCCAGAGCCAGCACCUCGGCUGCCUUCUGGAGCAGUAUGUGAAUCAGAAGGGCAGCAACGCCGGCAGCUCCCACGCGGGCCACAAGUUCAACGUCAAACGCAGCCAGUGCUUCUCUAAUCUCCAGCUGUCCGCGACGUCCGACCGCUUCCCCGUCCUUCUGGAGGCUCCUUCCAGCUCCGACACCUGCUCCACCUGCACGCCGAGUCCAGAGUGGUCGGCCAGCCGCGGACGCAUGUGGGGCCAGUUCAGCAGAGGCCGAGGACGCCCGAGUCCGUGUGCAUCACAAAUCAUCCCGGAUCCGGCGUACAGCAGCCCAAAGCCAAUACUGGUUCAAGAUGAAAGCCCGUACCCAGGCGUAACGGAAAAUACUUGUUUUAAUCGCUUUUCGACACCAAAUCGGACAAACCUUGUUAACCAGACUCUUAUCAACCUUACCCCUGAAGACGGCCAUGCCAACACAGAGGCCAUAAGUCCCAAUCAGCACCAGACCUACAACUCCUGUGAUCCAAUCUUCUCUCACACUAACACACCACCUACUUUACUCUUAACCACAGACACCCGUCACCCAAACCUGCAGGUGUGCCUCUCUCCUCCCACCACCACCACCACCACCACCCAGCAACCAGCACCGGCGGCUUACUCUGGCUUUUUCCCCGGUAGUUUUACAGCUGCCCUCUCCUCGGUAGCUCCCCUGUCCUCUUUGAGCGGCCUGCUCUCCUUGGCUGCGUCUGGGCUGCAAAUCUCGGACUCUGCUGGAGUCGGUGGGAAGCCGAGUCAGAGUCAACACACUGAGUCUCUGAUCCUGAGUGACAGGCCGCCCGCAGAGUUCUGCCUCUCGCCGGAUACAUCUUACGAGUCGAUGUCUAUCAGCCAUCUUCAGAGGAGAGGGUUGCUGAGGUCUGUGAGCAGGGCGGUGGACUUGAUCAUGGCUCAUUUCGGCAGCAGCAGAAACCCUGAAGAAAAGAUGCGUCUGGGUAACAGCUCUCGCAGCCCCACGAUAGCCGGUCUUGUUCUGGAACAUCUGUGUCCAGCGAUACAGAACAUUUUAGAGGACGGCCUCAGGGAUCACAAACUGGACCUCGUCAUCGGGCAGCGACGCAACAACUGCUGGAGUGUGGUGGAGGUCUCCACUAGGCUCGGUCCCUCCACCAAGGUCCUUCACAGCCUGGUCUCCAAAAUUAGACAAUAUCCCCAGCUCACCAGCCAUUGCAUGAGACUGAGGGCCUUCAUUAUGGGCCUGCUUAACUUGAGAGCUUUGGAAUUCUGGCUCAGUCACCUUCAGAGUCUAAAAGAUGUGGUGUCCGCACACUACCAUUCUUGGGGCUUCCUGUCCAUGUCACUGGGUCGGUGUCAGCCCCUUUUUCAAGAGCUGCUACUUCUGCUGCAGCCGCUCUCCGUGUUGCCCUUUGACCUCAACUUGCUCCUGGAGCCCCGACUGUUACCUAACCGACAGCUGUGCUCCGAGGAGCAGGGAGUUCCUCCUCCUCCGCCGUGCUCGGCCCUCCUGGUGACCAGCUGGCCUCUUCUGCAGGCUGACAAAAAGGUGGACAGAAGUGCCUGCAGUCAGCAGACUAAGACUUCCCACCAGACAGGCCGGCAUCACCAAGCGUCUCUCGGUUCCUACAGUGGUGUCGGGUCGGAUCGAGGAGGGGUGCGGGCCGACAGGAGCCCAUCGUUGGCUCAUAUUCCCGGGUGGUGGCCGAAGGAGCCUAUGGACGGUGUGGUUGAAGGAGAGGACUGUAGGCAGAAUUAUGAAGAUACUUGGUCUCAAAUAAGUAUGGACGGCAGGCAAGAAGAGAACGGGCCAGAGGAGGACAAUGAGGCACAGGGUGCACCCGCUCGCGUCCAGGCUGAGAGUCCAUGUCAGGGUGGCCUGCGCUGGGCCAAACUGUUUGGAGCAUCCGGUACCUCCUCCAGGACAGAGAGUGUUUCUCACAGUGGAGCACAGGCCAGAAGGUACAGACGACCAUCGCAGUGGCUGAACUUUGACAGAUCACAGCUUGGACUGUUUGCUCAAUCCAUCAGGUCAAUGAAGCUAGGAGAAGCUCAAACUAAGAAGGACUGCUGAAAGCAGGGGACAGAUUGGAGCCUAUUUAUUUACUGUAAAGGCUGUAUACGUGAACAGUCUUACUGUAACUGCAUGAUGACACAUACACAGUGCUGAGCUGAUCAGACACCACAUAGCAUUACAAGCUUUGGCAGUGGCCCUCAUUCAUCAAGCGUUGUGUUGCACUAGCCAUUCAAGUAUGCAUGUGUGGUGGAAAUUAGAGGAUAAUGUUCUUGUGAGGAAUUGUAUGUAUCUUAAGCGGGUUUGUGUACUUAAUACAGACUAACAUAUAGGAAAAUCAUAAAUAAUACAAAAAUCACUGAACACGAGCCAAUGUUACAACCAGGAGUUUAUGACACAAUUCAGCUGGAAAGGGAGCAUUUUUUUCUCCCUGAGAGCAGCAGGAAGGUCUGACAAAGCUUCUUGGAGGAAGAGAAGCUUUAAUACAUCAUAUAUCAGAAAGGUCAAGCCUGCACAGAGUAACUGGACCAGGACACAGGUGUGAAGGAAUGCACACUUUGAGCCCCCACCCUCCCGCCUCAGUUAUGAGUCAAGGAGAGGCCACAGAGUUCACGAGAGGUCACAGAGUUCCUAGGAGAAGUGUGCAAUAAGAUUUAUUUUUCCUAAUCCUAUUUCAUGGAUGUUCUUGGAUUGAGUUAGGUCUACACAUACAGUAUGUAUUGGAUGGAAAUCCUGCACACAAAUUAAUUGAGUUCCUAUGACUUGUUUUUUUUUAGUGUAGUUACCAGCUGUAACAGUCUGCUGUUGUUUUGACCAUGUAGUGUGUGUGUGUGUGUGUGUGUGUGUGUGUGUGUGUGUGUGUGUGUGUGUGUGUGUG